AUUCAAGUGCAAACUUGCUCUCUUAGGAACUUAGCCUAGCCUGCCUGCUCCCCCCUCUUCAAUUCUUUCUCCAACCAUGUCAACUUGGCCCCGUCUUCUCCCACUGCAACCACACCACUCAAAUGCAGCACUGGUCGUAAACAUCCCAGCAGCCAACAAUCUCACAAAGCCUCAGCGGAGAUGGAGAUUCGCUUUCGCCGCUAUCUAUUCCAUUCGCGCUCUGCUCUCGACGAUCAAGUCCCUAACCAGUACUUCUCAUGCUAUCCUUGACAUCAACUCAAGUCCUCCCCACCAUUUCUCCAAUGUUGCAGGCACUACUAAGAAAAGAGCGCUUGCCAAAAUGGCUAAGGAAAAAAACUUGGAUGACCUCAAACGUCUCGGCGGAGUCGGGGGCGUAGUUGAAGCUUUGAAAACCAAUGCUGACAAUGGUAUCCACGGCGGAGAAGAAGACGUGCAGUGGCGGGCUCGAGAAUUCGGCUCGAACGAAUACAUCAAGCCCCCUCCAAAGGGCUUCUUUCAUUUUCUUUGGGAAGCCUUCAAGGAUGUCACCAUUAUCAUCCUGCUCAUGUGCGCCACUCUCUCGCUUGGUUUCGGCAUCAAAGAGAAUGGACCAAGGGAGGGAUGGUACGAAGGGGGAAGCAUCUACUUUGCUGUCUUCUUGGUCAUUGUGGUUUCCGCAGGAUCGAACUACAGGCAGUCGAAACAAUUCGAAGAGUUAUCGAAAGUGAGCGGCGACAUCCAAGUCGAUGUCGUGCGAAACGGGCGGCGCCACCACAUUUCCAUCUCCAACGUGGUGGUUGGAGACGUCGUGAGCCUGAAUAUUGGUGACCAGGUCCCGGCCGAUGGCCUUUUCUUGACCGGCCAUUCUCUGCGAAUCGACGAGUCUAGCAUGACUGGCGAGAGCGAACAAGUCGAGAUCGAACAUGACCACCCGUUCUUGCUUUCUGGAGCUAAGGUUGUGGACGGGUACGGCCGAAUGGUGGUGACCGCGGUGGGCACUAGCACCACGUGGGGGGAGAUGAUGAGCUCCAUCGGCCAUGAUUCGGCAGAGCAGACGCCGCUGCAAGCUCGGCUCAACAAGUUGACAUCUGCCAUCGGCAAGGUAGGCUUGGUGGUGGCCUCCCUGGUUCUAGUAGCUAUGUUGAUUCGUUACUUCACAGGAAGUACUAAAGAUGAAAAUGGACGUAGGGAGUACAAUGGAAGAAGGACCGGGUUCGAUGAGAUCAUGAACGCCAUGGUUCGAGUGGUUGCAGCGGCCGUGACGAUCGUGGUGGUGGCGAUCCCGGAAGGUUUGCCUCUUGCUGUUACAUUGACUUUGGCUUAUUCCAUGAAAAGAAUGAUGGUUGAUCAUGCGUUGGUUCGGAGACUGUCGGCCUGCGAGACGAUGGGUUCGGCGACGACAAUUUGUACUGAUAAAACAGGCACAUUAACCCUAAACCAGAUGAAGGUGACUGCGUUUUGGCUCGGAAAAGAAUCGAUUUCUGCCGACGCCUACAAAGCAGUUUCUCCUUCUAUCGUUGAGUUGCUUCGCCAGGCAGCUGGUCUAAACACCACAGGUAGUAUCUACAAAACCAAUUCAGGCUCAGAGCCGGAGUUCUCCGGGAGCCCAACAGAGAAAGCGCUGCUCUUCUGGGCUGUUCAAGAAUUGAAUUUGGAUGUUGACGAAUUGAAACAAAAGUAUGAAAUCCUCAAUGUGAAAGCCUUCAAUUCCGAAAAAAAGCGUAGUGGGGUGUUGUUAAAAUAUGAGGCAGAUGAUAAGAUUCAUGUCCAUUGGAAAGGAGCAGCCGAGUUGUUGCUCGAAAGAUGCUCGUAUUAUUACGAUAGUGCCGGGUCGCUAAUACCCAUACAUGCUGGAGAUCGAAAAGAAAUCGUGCAAAAUAUCCGAAGUAUGGCGGCCGAGGCCCUUCGGUGCAUCGCAUUCGCUCAUAAAGAAAUUAGAGUGGAAGAUGAUGAUCAUCUCAAUUAUGAAGGCCACGAAAGGACGCGGCCGCUUGACGAAGAAGACCUAGCAUUUCUAGGUGUUGUGGGUAUAAAAGACCCGUGUCGACCCUUCGUUAAGCAUGCUGUGCUGGAUUGUCAGAACGCAGGUGUCGAUGUCAAAAUGGUCACUGGGGACAACAUUUUCACCGCGAUAGCCAUCGCACUCGAAUGCGGGAUACUCGAAUCCAAUUCAAACAUCAAAGAAAAAGUAGUAGAAGGGGUCGAGUUCCGAAACUACUCUCACGAAGAGAGGAUGAAGAGGAUCCGCGACAUUCGCGUGAUGGCGAGAUCCUCCCCUAUGGACAAACUCCUAAUGGUGAAAUGCUUAAAACAAAGCGGCAAUGUGGUUGCCGUCACCGGGGAUGGAACGAACGACGCGCCAGCAUUAAAAGAAGCCGACGUCGGGCUUGCUAUGGGGAUUCAAGGUACCGAAGUGGCGAAGGAGAGCUCGGACAUCAUCAUCUUGGACGACAACUUCAAAUCGGUCGUCACUGUUUUGAAAUGGGGAAGAUGUGUUUACAAUAGCAUUCAGAAGUUCAUCCAAUUCCAGCUCACCGUCAAUGUUGCCGCCCUCGUGAUCAACUUGGUGGCAGCAUGCUCAAAUGGAGAAGUCCCGUUAACUGCGGUCCAGCUGCUGUGGGUGAACCUCAUCAUGGACACUCUAGGGGCUCUAGCCCUCGCCACCGAGCGGCCGACCGACGAGCUAAUGAAGAAGGCCCCGGUCGGUCGAACCGAACCCCUCAUUACCAACAUCAUGUGGAGAAACCUAAUUUUCCAAGCUUUCUAUCAGAUAAUCAUCCUUCUGACCUUACAAUAUAAGGGCACCUCCAUAUUCAAGGUGGGCAAGAAGGUUAAGGACACACUAAUCUUUAACACGUUCGUUCUCUGCCAGGUUUUCAACGAGUUCAACGCUAGGAGAUUGGAGAGGAAGAAUGUGUUCAAGGGGAUUCACAGAAACCAGUUGUUUGUGUCAAUCAUAGGGAUAACGAUUGUGCUGCAAGUGGUGAUGGUGGAAUUUUUACAGAGGUUUGCAGAUACAGAGAGACUGAGUUGGAGUCAGUGGGGAGUGUGCAUUGCGCUUGCCUCCAUUUCGUGGCCGCUGGGUUUGGUUGUGAAGUAUAUUCCGGUUGGAGAAAAACCAUUUAUGAGCUAUCUAAGAUGCAAGCGCUUCAAGAUUUCUGUGUAGAUGUUCUUCUCCAUUGAAGAUAAGUGUUUUGCAGCAUUGGUAUAAGUUCAUGCAUAUAAAAUAUAAUAUAUCUUUAAGAAGAGCAUAAUUAACAAAUGGCAAUUAUUGUAUUUCAUGUAGUGUGUUCAAAAUGAAAACUUCCGUAAAUAUAAUUGUAUGAUUCUGUAAAUAUUUAUAUACUGAAUGUGGAGCAUCUGUAAUAUUCUAUUGAAGUUCAUGAAGCAAUAAAACAACUUAUGGAAAAAAUUAUUAGAUA
This is a messenger RNA of Malania oleifera, 3422 nucleotides long. Its product is annotated as calcium-transporting ATPase 12, plasma membrane-type-like. The record is from RefSeq and is a predicted model, not a curated record. Lineage: Eukaryota; Viridiplantae; Streptophyta; Magnoliopsida; Santalales; Ximeniaceae. Gene Ontology annotation, cellular component: intracellular membrane-bounded organelle; membrane. The transcript has a single exon. Gene Ontology annotation, molecular function: ATP hydrolysis activity; P-type calcium transporter activity; ATP binding. Gene Ontology annotation, biological process: calcium ion transmembrane transport. Bases 77 to 3166 code for a protein of 1029 amino acids.